Saccharomycopsis crataegensis is the source of this 189-nucleotide messenger RNA. RefSeq lists its product as uncharacterized. The transcript has a single exon. Lineage: Eukaryota; Fungi; Ascomycota; Saccharomycetes; Ascoideales; Saccharomycopsidaceae. The record is from RefSeq and is a predicted model, not a curated record. The coding region runs from base 1 to 189 and encodes 62 amino acids.
AUGGCCAGUACUACCAGUGUCUCUCUUGUUCAAACCCAAAACGUUGCCGGUUCAAACUCCACCUCUGCUUCCAACUCCACUUCCUCUUCUAGUGCUAAUGCUGUUAAAAUUAAUGGUCAAGACAACUGGAAAAUCAUCGCGAUCUUUGCCGGUUUCCUCGGUGUUACCACCAUCUUGUCAUCUAUGUAA